Molecule: messenger RNA, 970 nt
Organism: Drosophila ficusphila
Lineage: Eukaryota; Metazoa; Arthropoda; Insecta; Diptera; Drosophilidae
Gene: Karl
Exons: 4
Coding region: 99-839 (246 amino acids)
Source: RefSeq, a predicted model, not a curated record
CAGUGCCAGCCACAACACAACGGCAAUCGCUCGUCUGAAACCGCCGGAAGAUUAACGACAAUAAGGAAUUAUAUAGCGCCUCCCCGUAAUCCGGAAUAAUGCCCCCGAUCAUGGGCAGGAGUGGAUCGUUUCUGUUGUUCGCCGGGCUCCUAGUUCUCCUGGAUAUUCUCCCUUCAGCAAAUGCCGAUCUGUGGACGAGGCACAAUAGCAAUGCCUAUCAGACCAGGAGGCGAUCCGGCCCAAGUAAUCAGUGUCCCAAGGUGGGUGCCAUUAAAAACUUUGAUCUGGAAAGGAUGAUGGGUUGCUGGCACGUGGUGCAAUAUUAUGCUUCCACGGAGGAACUACCGGAAUACGCUUGUAUGCGCAGUCACUUUUCCUUCUCCAAGGAUGAUCAACACAUAACAAUGAACUUUAGCUACAUAUUCGCGGAGGAUCCAUUGCGAGAGAAGCUUGUGGGCAACAUCACCUGGAUGAUACCCAAAUUCGAUGAACCAGGACAUUGGCAACACACGGAAGAUAUAUAUGAGGGCAUUUACAACACGUACGUCCUGGACACGGACUACGACACCUGGGCCCUGGUGAUGCACUGUGCCGAAAAGAAAAAGCAACCAAGGUAUCUGUCUGCCCUGCUUUUGGCCAGAAAAACUUCGCUGGCCGACAACGAAAUAAGUUUUCUGCGGGGCAAGUUGCCGCAGGACAUCGAUGCAUCCUUUAUGUUCGACAUCGGACAGGAAUCGUGCGACAACCUAAUGGAAUCGAGCCGGGACGAUCCACUGGCCUAUGUCAUUAAUGGACGGCAGAAUGCCAAAGAAAUAUUUAAGAUUGUCAAUAAGCUUUGAAAAUUAAAUAUCGUAUUAAAUAUGUACGCUGUUUAAAAAAUGAAAACAUUAACAUUAUAAUAUUUAACAUAUAAUAUAUGUACAUAAAUUUAAUUAAAUAGUCCGUGAAAAUAAAAGGCGAACAGAAACGA